This is a messenger RNA of Pygocentrus nattereri (red-bellied piranha), 2377 nucleotides long. It is a transcript of the gene uroc1, whose product is annotated as urocanate hydratase 1. The coding region runs from base 150 to 2174 and encodes 674 amino acids. The transcript has 19 exons. Gene Ontology annotation, molecular function: urocanate hydratase activity. NCBI's taxonomy places the organism in Eukaryota, Metazoa, Chordata, Actinopteri, Characiformes, Serrasalmidae. The record is from RefSeq and is a predicted model, not a curated record. Gene Ontology annotation, biological process: L-histidine catabolic process.
AGUGGCUUAGCCUUUUCUGUCUGUGAGUGGACUAAGGCAAGACGACACACAAAUCUUCUCACAGAUCCAGAUUUUCUCUACAUCUUUCUUUCUUUCACACUUCUUUCAAGCCAUUCCUAUCAUCCUUUCUGGUUCUACUAGUUGGAGUGAUGACAACUCUGAAGGAACUUUGUGGGGGCUUACCUCUGAACCCUCUUCCACCAAACCGUGGCAGAGACCCCAAUGUGCCUCAUGCACCCGUCCGUACCCCAAACCUCACUGCAGAGGAGGAGCGGCUGUCACUGAGGAACGCUCUGAGAUAUUUUCCUCCGGCUCUGCACUCCACUCUGGCUCCAGAGUUUGCCCAGGAGCUCAGGCAGUACGGACACAUCUACAUGUAUCGUUUCUGCCCUUCAAUACGUAUGAGGGCCUAUCCUAUUGAUGAGUACCCCUGUCAGAUACGUCAUGCUGCAGCCAUCAUGCACAUGAUCAUGAACAAUCUGGAUCCUGCUGUAGCUCAGUUUCCACAGGAACUCGUCACCUAUGGAGGGAAUGGACAAGUGUUCAGUAACUGGGCCCAGUUCAGGCUGGUGUUACACUACCUGAGCACUAUGAGUGAAGAGCAGACUCUGGUGAUGUACAGCGGUCAUCCUCUUGGUCUCUUCCCCAGCCUGCCCUCCUCCCCACGCUGCGUCAUCACCAACGGCAUGGUCAUUCCAAACUAUUCCUCCAGGGAGAGCUAUGAGAAAAUGUUUGCUCUGGGAAUCACCAUGUACGGGCAGAUGACUGCAGGAAGUUACUGCUACAUUGGCCCUCAGGGGAUUGUUCAUGGAACUUUGCUGACGGUGCUGAACGCAGGGCGGAGGUACCUUGGCACAAGUGACCUGAGGGGUCGUGUGUUUGUGACCUCUGGACUAGGUGGCAUGAGUGGAGCACAGGCCAAAGCUGCUGUCAUUGCUGGCUGUGUAGGGGUCAUCGCAGAGGUUGAUGAGGCUCCUCUGAAGAAGAGACAUGAGCAAGGCUGGCUGAUGGAGAUAACUAAGGACCUUGACCACUGCAUGCAGCGCAUCAGGCAGGCCAAAAGGUCAAAGAUGGCCCUGAGUUUAGGUUACCAUGGCAACAUUGUGGACUUGUGGGAGCGUUUGUGGGAAGAGUAUGAGCGGACAGGAGAUUUACUGGUGGAUUUGGGUUCUGAUCAGACGUCACUGCACAACCCGUUUAGUGGUGGAUAUUACCCAGUCCAGCUCAGCUUUGAACAAGCCAACCAGCUCAUGAACUCUGACCCUCAGCGGUUCAGAACUGUUGUACAUGAAAGCCUUCGUAGGCACAUAGCAGCCAUUAAUAAGCUGUCUGAGGAAGGAAUGUACUUCUGGGAUUAUGGCAAUGCCUUCCUUUUGGAGGCUAAAAGAGCAGGUGCUGAGGUGCAGAAGAGCGGAGGAGGAGCUACAGAGUUUAAAUAUCCCUCAUAUGUCCAGCAUAUAAUGGGUGACAUCUUCUCUCUGGGGUUUGGACCGUUCCGGUGGGUGUGCACCUCAGGGAACCCUUCUGAUCUGGCUGAGACUGAUGACAUCGCCACCUCUGUGCUUGAAGAGAUCAGUGCCUCUGUAACCGAGAGGGUACGACAGCAAUACAGUGACAACAUCCGCUGGAUCCGUGAGGCUGGGAAGCACAACAUGGUGGUGGGCUCUCAGGCCCGUAUUCUCUACUCAGAUCAGAGGGGAAGAGUAUCCAUUGCCUUGGCUAUAAACAAAGCUGUCGCCGAUGGCAGAGUCACAGCCCCUGUAGUGAUCAGCAGAGAUCAUCAUGAUGUCAGUGGCACAGACAGCCCCUUCAGAGAGACAUCCAACAUUUAUGACGGGUCUGCCUUCUGUGCAGAUAUGGCUGUGCAGAAUGUUAUUGGUGAUGCAUUCCGUGGUGCCACAUGGGUUUCUUUGCAUAAUGGAGGUGGUGUUGGAUGGGGGGAGGUGAUUAAUGGAGGUUUUGGAUUGGUUCUGGAUGGCUCUGAGGAGGCUGGAAAGCGAGCCAGAACAAUGCUGAACUGGGAUGUAUCUAAUGGGGUGGCUAGGAGAUGUUGGUCAGGAAACUCUAAUGCUUAUGAGACCAUCCAGCUCACCAUGGAGGAUCAGCCACAUCUGAGAGUUACCAUGCCAUACCAUGUACAGGAUGAACAUAUACUGUACAAUGCACUGCAUUAAAUAACAACUCACCAGAGCCAUUGCACACUGCGCAGUAAAUUCAUUCAGCUCAAGACAUUUUGAGUAGAUUCAUACUAAGGAACUUUGCAAAAACCCAGGAUAUGAAUGGACUCUAUAAACGCACUGGCAGUAUUAAGUGUAAAUAUAAGUAGGUGAAUUGCUUGCUGACUAAAAAAGCAAUUAAAUGUGGAAUGUUUUAUUAA